This is a messenger RNA of Thelazia callipaeda (thelaziosis nematode), 488 nucleotides long. NCBI's taxonomy places the organism in Eukaryota, Metazoa, Nematoda, Chromadorea, Rhabditida, Thelaziidae. The record is from the annotation of a GenBank genome assembly.
AUGUUUGAUCCCUGGAAAUUAGAAGGAGCUAUUGAAUUACUACCAUUCAAGUGUGAUCGCAUUUCGGAAAAUUGUUUUGUUGUAGGAGAAUUAAAGGUACAAGGACGAGCGUUACCUUCAGAUUCUGUCUACCAAGGUGCAGAUGCUAGUUUGUUCUGUUGCAUCAAUAUGGAUCCACGAUCAUUUAUUGAUGAUGACGGAGUUGACUUCAUCCAAAAUUCCUCAAUCAUACGUGAACCAACUAAUACGCCUUACGAUGAGAUUUUUACGGAUGGUAUUGAGCCACCUCGUUGUUGGUCUCUAGAAAUCAAGAAUGCACAAUUUAGUGAUAGUGGAACAUAUCUUUGUCAUGUUAAAACAACUGGUAAACAUGAAAUCAACACUAAUCACACGAUCAAUUUUCUUGUUAAAGGUAUUCUUAAGCAUUUAUUCGUCAGUAAUUUGUUUGCUACUAUUUAUAGCUUAAUAACUGCUUCAGUAAAAUAACU